Caretta caretta (loggerhead turtle) is the source of this 1578-nucleotide messenger RNA. It is a transcript of the gene UFM1, whose product is annotated as ubiquitin fold modifier 1. Gene Ontology annotation, biological process: protein K69-linked ufmylation. Lineage: Eukaryota; Metazoa; Chordata; Testudines; Cheloniidae. Gene Ontology annotation, cellular component: nucleus; cytoplasm. The record is from RefSeq and is a predicted model, not a curated record.
GCCGGGCAGCUCGGGCGGGGCGGAAGCGGAGGCGAAGGACCCCCCCCCGGCCGGUCGGCCGGCGCAGCGGCGGCUGACGUGUGCCUGGGGGCGGUGGCGGCGGUUCCUGGGCCCGGACCGGAUCAUGUCGAAAGUCACCUUCAAAAUCACGCUGACCUCGGACCCGCGGCUGCCCUACAAAGUGUUAAGUGUGCCUGAAAAUACACCUUUCACAGCUGUCUUGAAGUUUGCUGCAGAAGAAUUCAAAGUUCCUGCAGCAACAAGUGCUAUUAUAACAAAUGAUGGAAUAGGAAUAAACCCUGCACAGACAGCAGGAAAUGUUUUCCUAAAGCAUGGUUCAGAACUACGGAUUAUUCCCAGAGAUCGUGUUGGGAGCUGCUAAUAUCUACUGGGUGGUUUUGGAAUAAGUGAAAUCACCAUGUUAAAGAAUAAAUGGUCAUAUUUAUUUUGGAAUUAGUACAACUAAUGAAUCAGCCUGUUUUAAAAUUACUUACAAUGACUUCCUGGGAUUUAAAAAUUAAUUAAAAACAGAGUUUUCAUUUUCUUUCCCUGUUAGCAUUUAACAAAUCAUAAGCUGGCCUGGCCCUUCAUCUACUAAUAAAAGAAUGGUCUGAUGUAAUGCUAUAUUCUUGAAAGCAGGAUGGACCUCUUUCUUUUUACUAACAGAACCUCUUAGGAAAUGUUAUUGAAAACAAAAGGGCAAACCUUGUCAGUAGAAACAUACAAGUGUGAUUGAUGGAUUAAUAACAGAAUCCUGUAUUUAGAAGUUCAUUUCAUGGAGGGAGAAGCUGUGUUUGAUUUUUAGAAAAAGAGACCAUUAGGAGAAAUGCUUUCCUACUGAAAGCUAAAAAACAUAAGUUUAAGCCCUGAAUUAUGUAUAAUGUACAUUGUCAAACUCAAAGAAACAGUUUUCCUCACCGUUAAAAUUGUCAGUCCAAAUAGAGGGGGUAUCUUGAAAACUUCAGACUCUUGUUAUUGAAAUAUGCAGAGAACUUCUAAGAAAUGUAAAUACUUGGCUACAAUCAUAAGGUACUGGAAAAAAAAUUAAUUAAAGAAAAAUAAAUAUACUUUUGUUAAAUCUUCAUUUGAGCUUCAUUGGUCAAACUAGCUUUUACAAAUUUUCACUGAUGCUGGAUUUAACAUUUUAAAUAAAGUGUCCUCAACUGAAGGGUGGUGUAAAAACACAAAUCAUGGGAAUCCCAUGUGCUGUAUGGUAGGGAUUUAUCGGUUGAGUACUACAUUCCUUCAUCAGCAAACAUAUUUAUUUGAGGAAAAUGUCUUAGUUUGUUGCUACUGUGUGUUACUUGGAAAACAGUGUUGGAAUCACUUGUAUGUUUGUAUAUUCAGAAAUUAAGCAUUUUGUUUAUAAAUUGUCUGAAGUUAAAUUGUUACAUCAACCACUGACCUACAUUGGAGAAACCAGUAUGUCUUGUUUUGACACACAAUGAUAUACUGUAGUUUCAAGAUAGUAUGCAUUUUGCCAAACAAAUCAUUAUUGCAUUUUAUCUAUCCUCAUACAUUUAAUUUAUUGAGGUUACAAAAAAUUGAACAAUAAACAAUAAUACUUCGUAAAAACAA